Nelumbo nucifera (sacred lotus) is the source of this 1359-nucleotide messenger RNA. Its product is annotated as protein MATERNALLY EXPRESSED GENE 5-like. Lineage: Eukaryota; Viridiplantae; Streptophyta; Magnoliopsida; Proteales; Nelumbonaceae. Gene Ontology annotation, molecular function: RNA binding. The record is from RefSeq and is a predicted model, not a curated record.
CCGGUUGAUCUCCCCUGUAGAAUUCUGUCUUGGACCUCUUGAUCAUGACAUAAGAUUGGAGGGCAAUCCAAAAGAGAUCAGCACGAAGGAAGCUCAGUUCCUUCUCUCCCCAUUUCUUCACUCUGUAUUGUCUCGUCUUCGAAUCGUAUCAGAUAUGGGGGAUGGUUAUUGGAGGUAUGGAGAUGGACGGCAGCAGUCAGCCAUGCUUCCUCUCGCCAGCGGGAAGCGAUCUCGCUCCGACUACGAUGUCCCUGGUGGGCUUGACUUUCCUGGAUAUUAUCCUCGUGAUGAUGAAAGGGGCACACAUCGUGUGGUUAGAGACACUGAAUCAAUUGAAGCAUCCUAUGAGCGUUACUUGCGCAGCACACAACUUUCAUCAUAUGAAAGUGGUGAAUCUGGAAGAUCCAUGGGUGCAAUAAGCAGUCGUCCUGUUGAUGAUCAACGUAUAUUAGGUGUUGGAAGCAUGGACUCAACCGUUGCUGGAAAAGGCCGAAAUAUGGGAUUUGGUGGUGGUAGGCCUGAGAUGCCUCUUCCCCCAGAUGCUUCAAACACAUUAUUUGUGGAGGGUUUGCCUGCAAACUGUACCCGCAGGGAAGUAUCUCAUAUCUUCCGACCUUUUGUGGGAUAUAGAGAAGUGAGACUUGUGAACAAGGAGUCUAAACAUCCUGGAGGAGAACCACUUAUCCUGUGUUUUGUUGAUUUUGCUACUCCAAGCCAGGCAGCAAUUGCAUUAGAUGCUCUACAAGGUUAUAAAUUUGAUGAGCAAGAUCGUGACUCGGCAAAUUUAAGGUUGCAAUAUGCUCGCUAUCCUGGUCCGAGGUCAGGUGGUGGGCCUCGUGGCAGGCGUUGAGUAAUCCGAUUUUCAGGACGAGAGGACCGAGUGCAAAUCCAAUACCACUGAGUCGGGGAAAAGUUGGAAUUGUGACUUGUGAGGGUGUGCGUCAGUGCGUGUUAUCGAAUAAACGAACGAGUCAUACAGAUACCAUUCGACGAACGACUGAGCACUUGUAGGACUAUCCGAUUUCGCUAUGUUUUCUUUUUUGUUUUUUCGAACCGUACAUACAUCUACGAGGGAUGAUUGGUGGCUUUGUUUUUCUCUCUCUCUACGCUACUACGUUAGGACUUUAGGAUAGUGAGCACGUAUGAACUGAGUACUGAGAACCGUUAGCAAUGCCACGCCGGUAGCACUUAUGAAGUAUGGCCUCGUAUCUUCUGGCUUUUAUUUUUGUUUUAUGCAUUUUCUCCUCGAGAGAUUGAUGCUACUAAUCGUGUCUUCAACUUUACUCAUGUAAUGUAGAGAUAUCUGGUAUAUUUUACUUUUCCGAGGAUAAAUUAGAUGUAGUACUUUGUGUUUUGCUA